Molecule: messenger RNA, 1283 nt
Organism: Nylanderia fulva
Lineage: Eukaryota; Metazoa; Arthropoda; Insecta; Hymenoptera; Formicidae
Source: RefSeq, a predicted model, not a curated record
GAGGAGACUCUCUUGUUGUCUUAUUAAGAAAAUAUACGAGUCACGUUGUUAAAUAUAUAAUCUUGUCAAAUAAAAUAUCAGAAUUGACAUUCGCGAUUAUAAAGUUAAUCGUAAACAAGCUUUUCGUAAACUGGUGCAUCGUGCAUGUAUAUUUAUAAUGUGUUCAGAAGGCAUUAACAACACAAUGAUGCACCUAAUAUAAUGUGAUAUUGAAGAUUUUAAUAUAUCGAAUAUUAUUUAACAGUGUGUUUCUGCGUGUAAGAAAAGUUAUCAAACUCUGUCAGAUCAAUUAGAGGAUUCUAAAAAAUAAAAAAACUCGUAGUUUUUUAUUUCACAAAAUGAUAAGUAAAUUUAUCGUCGUUUGGUGCCUUUUACUCCAAGCUCACUUUGGAUACUCAUCACAAUAUUCGCAAAGAUCAUCCGAUAAUACUCAAUGCAUUCUCGAUGUCCCUCAGAAGAUUUAUAAUGUAACAGAUUUAUUACGAUGCAUGAAUGAAUUUGCAAUGAAUCUUUCGGUUCAAAAUAAUGAUCGGUCAUUUAAACAAACGAGUCGAGAAGCUCCAUAUGAAUUUCCUUAUGGAAACAUCAUUUUAAGUCUAUUUAAUAAUGAAGUGCCAUCGAUACAAGAUUUUCUGUCAAAUCCUACUACCACCAGUAAUUCAUUAAACUAUCCAAGUGUACCAAAUGAAUCUUUUAAUCAGUUUGGCGGACUUGGAAUAAAUCUUUUUAAUGCUCUGUCAUCAAUCUCCCGCUACGACGAUUUAAAGUGUGUACCUAGAAUACUCUGCGAAGUAGCGAGUGGAAAGCCACCGGGAAGAUAUAAACAAGCAUCGACGGGAAAUGAUGAACAACAAAAUAAUUGGGCGGAAUUCGGAAGAAACGUUUUCGCUCAAUGGCUCGCUGGAUCGGCAGAGGCAUCUCCCUUAUUGAGUUUUGCUCGAGCUGCUAUGUUGGGCUACAAUGGAAAUCCGGCUAUGUGUUACCGUGCGUAUCCUAGGUGUCCGAGUAAUCCCGAUAAACUGGUGCAUUAUCUGAACAAUCAUAAUGGCGGAUUUUUUCGCUUUUUCAACAGAGAAAAACAGAAUUUUCCUCAAUCGUCUUAUGGUUCACGAGGUGAACUGAAAUCCUUUGAAGAAAAAGACAAAAAGUCUUGCCCUCGGGCACCGCAGAAGCGUCAAAGACUGAUCGAACUGGAACAGAUAAUACGUUCGAGAGCUCAAGUCGCGUAGUGUUUUCGGAUUACAAAAAGUCUUUAGAGGAUGAAAACGAUCGUUUAUCGGAAA